Messenger RNA from Tilletiaria anomala UBC 951, 3951 nucleotides. Its product is annotated as WD40 repeat-like protein. Gene Ontology annotation, biological process: DNA-templated transcription. The transcript has 4 exons. The coding region runs from base 336 to 3905 and encodes 1189 amino acids. The record is from RefSeq and is a predicted model, not a curated record. Lineage: Eukaryota; Fungi; Basidiomycota; Exobasidiomycetes; Georgefischeriales; Tilletiariaceae. Gene Ontology annotation, molecular function: DNA-directed RNA polymerase activity; protein binding; DNA binding.
AAUAUCACUGAGCUGAGCCUGACUCAGAUUAUGCCUUAUGGUCGAAAUUAAACAAUCAAUGUUCGAAUGUCAGACCGAUUGACUACAGGCUUCAGAGUCCAGGGCCACAUACCCUUCAUCGAAGUACAGACUGCUCUCUCGAUCACCGACAUUCAAUCAGAUCGAUGAUCUAUCUGUCGCACUUUUCUGGGUGCUGCGCCAUUGGCUCCGUAGAGGGCUCCGAAAAUAGCGCAGCCAGCAUCACUCGCCUCGCCAAUAUGAGAGUCAAAUCAUCCUCAUGACUGACAGGUGUCACACCGCGCCCAGCCCAUGGCCUCGCCUCAGAAAGCGCCACGAUGGACACGGGGCUCCCCGAAAAGGCUCCACGCCAUGGUAGCGUACAACUUGGAAAGGAAAAGGUGCGGACCAGUAGCACCGCGACUAUCUUCCGCAACUCUGUCGAUGAAGGUCAAGGCGCCGAACUUUCCGAUAAGCAUCGAAGAGACGAUGCGAUGGAGCGGCACAAUCAGACUGCUGAGGAGCCGAGCAAGGAUGCCAAAGAGACAACUUUCUUCAAGUCGAUGCAGAUUAGCUUGCAUGAACCAGUGGGGAGCAUGAGCUUGAGUCCAGCCAAUCGUGACGUCGUGCUUGGAGCCCGCAAAGGCCUAUUCAUUAUAGAUCUCGAGAACCCGUACGAUCAGCCCCGUUUCCUUGCUCACCUGACCACUUGGGAAGUAGCAGAUAUACAGUGGAACCCACAUCCGGCACGGGCACACUGGGUCGCAAGCACUUCCAAUCAGAAGCUGCUCGUGUGGAACCUCGAUAGACCAAGCAGUGCACGAUCAUACAUCAACCGAAGCGCAACGUCGUUAUCAGGUGCCGAUAGCUUGACGCAGCCCUCUGCCCGACCUAGCCUGGGCGAUCGCCAAUCAACGUUCUCACGAGUUUCUGCGGGAGGCACAAGUCAGCCUUCCGGAUGUCGCGCAUCGUAUCCCCUUCAAUCUGGUGGGGGGAGUAUUCAAUUGAAAAGCAAGUACACUCAUAGGACUGGCUCUAUUACCACUGGCGGCGAGUCGAGUUUCUAUCCAAGUAGGUGCGGAGGCGUCCAUAUGACUGUCCAACGGAGGCUCUCGCCCAUCUCGCACGUGUUGCAGAAUCACACCCGUGCUAUUACUGAUAUCAACUGGAGCGCCUUCAACCCGGACGUUCUCGCAAGCUGCGGCAUCGAUACAUGGACUUGGAUAUGGGAUCUACGAAUGUCUUCGAGCGACGCACAAGGCGGGACCAGCCUUAGCGGCAAGCCUGUCCAAGGAUACUCUGCUUGGAAUGCGAGCGCCACACAGGUUAAGUACAAUCGAGCAUCUCCACAUCGGCUGGCCACUGCUGUAGACAACAAGGUGCUUAUCUGGGACGAGCGCAAAGGGUCUCUCCCGCUUGCGACGAUCGAGGCGCACGAAUCGCGGAUUUACGGCAUCGACUGGAGCCGCGAUAUGGGGGUUGGUUUGGACCGCUUGAUCACAUGCUCACUUGAUGGCUCAGUCAAGUUUUGGAAUCUCGCCAGCGAGCAUGCUCAGGGCGCGAUUGGACGCAGGGAGCUGAUCACAGGCCCCGAAGGGGUCAUCGAAACGCCCACACCAGUUUGGCGAGCGCGGCACUUGCCCUUUGGCGAAGGCGUCAUGACCCUGCCGCAACGGGGAGACAAUGCACUCUCUAUGUGGAGUAAAGAAGAGGCAUACCAGCAAGAGCGACGGCGCGAAGCUGGAGAAACUGACGACUCCGAAAUUCAGCCUGUGACACGAUUUGAAGGUCACACUGAUAUCGUCAAAGAGUACCUUUUCCGCACUCGCGGCGGCACAGAUCGCGCAUAUGAUGAUCGCCAGUUCCAGCUCAUCACUUGGAGCAAAGAUCAGACGCUCCGCCUUUGGCCCGUCUCCGAGCAGAUCACAAAGGCCGUUGGGCACAAGCCUGGGUCUGCGAUUCGGAUACGCUUCACGCGCAACAACGCUCGCGAUAUAUCCUUUCGCGUUCCGCGCAUUGAGCACGACCACGAUUUACUGCCAUCGAGCAACAUCAUGAGCGACUAUGGGCCUGGGAUCUCAUCACCAGUCCUCAGCUCUGGGGCAAAUUCCCAAGACGUGCGCAGCUCGUGCGCGAGCUUGCCCGCGAGCGCCAAUUCUGCUCGCAAUGCGACCCCACUUCAGGUUGCACAUUCACCUUUCGGACCUUCAUCGCAUCACAGUGCUGGCUUCCAUGCGCCAGCACACUUUACUAAGGGCAUCCUUCGAUCCGCGAAAACCCUCUCCUCCAUCAAGCUCCCACCUUCCAUGACUUCCCAUGAACCGGCUUCCGGACAGGCUCCCAUGACAGGCGUGAAGUUGGCCACUGGCGCACGUUCUGGCACGAGCAAAAGGCGCACCACUCGCGAACUUCUUGCUAAGGACGCAGCUCGCAGUCGCACAAGCGAACAUGAGUGGCAGCAGGCAGCAUCAAAGACCACAGGCUUUAUGACUGUCAACGGUGUUCGCCAAGGGCCUUUUCGCUUCCAUCGCUCGCAGGCGGCCGCCGCUGAUCCAUUGGACUGGAUCGCGCGUGUGAAGAUGCAAGGCGAGGGCGAAGAUGCACCUGCUAAGAAUACUCUGAGGGAGGAGGAUGACCCUUCCGAGAUGGACGGAUCGGUGAUGGAGUAUGCUGGCGGUGGUGAGAGCGCAGCAAGAAAGAAAGGAGCACAUUCACUGAGCGAUGAAAUCAUGGGUCUCAGCAAGCGUCUUCCACGGGUCAUUUUUGAGAAGGUGGAAAUCGCGCAACGCAACUGCGUCAUCGCGCUCUAUGGGCCAUGGGCAAGCAGAGAACCUGCAUUCGUACGAAUCAACUUCUCUUUUCCGACAAACUAUCCUGACACACCGCUUCACUACGAUCUGGAGCGCUCGGCCAAGAUCGUGCUCAAGACACGUGCUUUCCUAUUGCGCAAUCUUGCCUCCAUCACCAGCGAGCAGGCACGUGAGGGACAGCCGAGCAUGGAAGCUUGCGUGCGCUUUUUACUUGGCGAGACGCUGUCAUCCGACCCGACAACCUCUGCUCAGCGUCCACCAGAACUUGGUGACGAUGAAGGAUCUUCGGAGGAGGAUGAGCCCAUCUAUCAAACGCCACAGCUGCUUCCCGUCCGUUGCGGUGCUAGCUUUGGUAUGCAAGGACAGCUUGUGGUAUUCUCGCCGACCACGAUGCAGCCAUGGCUCCGCGAUGUGUCUUCUAGGGAUGCGAGCAGGCAACGAAGCAGGUCUCGUCAGGGACAACCUGCCAACUCCACAUCUUCACGCCCUUCUCGCUCGGCCGCCGCGCCCACGGACCGAUUUUUAACAUCAUAUGAUGCCUUGUCCAACGCAAUGACGCGGUUGGCUGAGAAAAGCAAUGAAGGCCAACGCACCAUGCAAGCGCUGGAUGUCUUACAGCUCAUGAGCUCAGACUUUAUCUCACGCAGGUCUGAACAACAGCAACAGGCUAGAACAGGCGCAAGUCGUCGUGAAAAAAGCUUGGGGAAGGCCGUACUUCCUGCAUUACAGACUCCUAGCCAGGAGCCAGACCACAAAGAUACCGCUGUAGCUUCGACGGGAUAUCUGACCUCCCUACAGACACUACACACACAAACGUGGCAAGUGCAAAUCUACGACGUCUCGCACAUUGUGCCAACACCGCGGACAGCAUUCUCGCGACGACGCUCUUCAUCGCUACCUUUCAGCAUGUCGAUCCCCAGUCGACCCAACAGUCUGUCGCUCUCGCUUUCGGGAGAACUGCCUUCGCCGACGGUAACAGUGCGUCAUCCGCACUCCCCCAUGCUCGGUCCGCUUUCGCCUGUUGGCUCGGACGGGACAGCAUCCGGUGUGCAAAAGAGCAAGUCGAUCAUUGGCUUACAAUCGUUCUUUACGCAAUGAACAAUUUUCUGUAAUACAUAUAGUACUAUGCAGUCUGUGUCCAUCG